Messenger RNA from Owenia fusiformis, 1599 nucleotides. Lineage: Eukaryota; Metazoa; Annelida; Polychaeta; Sabellida; Oweniidae. The record is from the annotation of a GenBank genome assembly.
CAUUGAACCUGAUACAACAGAAGGUUCAACCUCUAAACCUGACACUACAGAAGGCUUAGUAACCACUGAACUUGACACUACAGAAUUUGAAGGCUUAGUAACCAAUGAUCUUGAUACCACAGAAUCGUUAGAAAUCUUAGCUGCAACUGAUCAUGAACUUGACACAACUGAAGGUUUAGCUACCACGGAACUUGACACAACAGAAAUUUCAACAAACACUGAAUCUGACAAUACAAAAGGCUUAGUAACCACUGAACUUGACACCACAGCUACAACUGAGCUUGACACUACAACUAGUAUUAAAACUACCACUAGUUCUAGUGCGAAUACAUCAAAGAGCUGCUCCAACGGUUGUAUCAAUGGCCAACUUAGAUGCACUGGUGUGAACAGACUGUUCCAACUGCAGUUUACAUUAUUUGGCCUAAUAUGGAAUGAUCAACUUAACAAUAUCGAUUCUGACAGAUAUAAGAAAAUGGCACGAGAUUCACUCUGCUCGAUACAGCGAGGUUUCGACAAAGGAAGUAGUGUUGCAAACACGUUAAAAUUUGGACUGAUAUUGAGCAAUUUCCUACCAGGAUCCAUUGUCGUUAAUAUGACAGUACAGGUGUUCCCUGCGAACAUAACACUUGGCAUGAGAGACUUUAACGUAAUUGUAAAUGAUUUGGUUCAUGGAUUUGAUGUAAAAGCCGCACGUAGUGGUAUUGAGAAUCUCCCCUUCACUCCAGGGUGUAUCAAAUAUGCGGAUGAUUAUAACGAAUGCGCCAAUGAUGUGAUAGAGGAUGUACUGAGAUGUGAUGAAGAUGCUUCGUGUAUUAACACAAUGGGAUCUUUUGAAUGUGUAUGUCCGGAUGAUAUGCUUGAUAUAAGCCCUGAUCCGCAGUACCCGGGUAGAAAAUGUGUAAAACGCAACGAAGGCAUCAUCGUAGCAGUGUGUAUCAUCGUGUUGGUUAUGAUCAUCGGCACCAUCGCUUUUCCAAUCUGCAUUGCCAAGAAACGACGAAAGCAAAAUGAAGUUAUCAAAUUGGAGGCAGAACAUUUUGGCGAUUACAUUAAUAUUGUUAAAUCACAUAGAAUGCCUUCUGGAGUCCCUCUUGCCUAUAGUGAGACUGCACUCAGGGGAGGAUCCCAAUCUGGGCGUCAAGGACCUAAUCGGGAUGUUAAGAUGAUGAUAUAAAGGAUAAUCUUGUCACCUGGUAUAUGUAUUAAUAUAUAACAUUUCUCGGGUAUUGACGUCCAUUCUAGACUUGAUUGAUCAAGCAAUAAACGUUGACAAAUGUAAACGUUAAGAGACAAAUAAUUGAGAAAUGUUUCAAAAGAAUUUCAAUUAAGGUUGACUUCUACAUCAAUGGGCAAAAGUCACAUUGCCUUUUCAAAGAAUAGAUAACAAAAAAUGCGUCCCUUAAAAUCUUAUUUUAAACGUAUAUAUGUGUACAUUCAUUAAAGAUCUUAAAGAUUUAGAUACAGAAAUGUCAAAACAAAUGGGAGUGCCCGCUUUUCAAAAGUAGUGCAAAUAAUCCUCAAACAGUCCAUUUGUUAGAAUAUAUGUAAAAAAAGCUGUCUAUCGCUCCAGUCAAGUGAGAAGUGAUCCUCAAUUAUAAG